AUGACCAGGAAACUCCAAAACCAAACCCAGAAUGAUGGGAAGAGCAGGAAAAGGACUCUGAAGCCAGUUGUGGAAAAGAAGAGAAGAGAUCGAAUAAAUCAAAGUCUAGCUGAACUGAGGCAUCUGCUGAUGAAUGCCACAUCUGAUCCACGGCUGCAGAAUCCAAAAAUAGAAAAAGCAGAGAUUCUGGACUUGGCUGUUGACUAUCUCCAAAAGUGGACUGAUAAAAAGGACAGUGGCCACUCGGAGUCCAAUGCUCCUCCUCUCUUUGGCAGAGAGAGCGCAGGUUUUCAGCAGUGUGUGGCCCAGCUGACCAGCUACAUGCACAGGAUAACACCGGCACAGAGAACAAGCCUGAUUGAGGGGCUUAAACAUCACGCAGAGGGUCUGCAGCUGAAACCAGACUUCAACCAGCGCGCAGCAUCUGUGGAUACCAUUUGCUCAUCCGACUCCAAAGAAGAUCCUCCCGUUUUGCUUUUCCCGUCUUAUUCCCCAUUUCAGCCUCUCGCUUGUUCCACGCCAUGCCAUGACUACCUGAGCCCUCCUCCUUCUCCCUGGCUCUCCCCUUCUUUCUCCAUGUAUGCCACCUCUUCUUUUGCGUCAUUUGCCUCUCUCUUCUCCAUCCCCCCCAGCCUUUCACCUCCAUCUUCCAACACCUCCUUCUUUAGCUUCUCACCCACAGUUCCUCACUCCAUCCUCUCCCCUCUCACCACAAUGAGACCCCCCUCAAACCUUCUACACAGGGAAGUGUUGGCACCAAACUCUUCCCCACCCAUUUGGAGGCCUUGGUUUUGAUGUGGAUCAGAGACUGAC
Pundamilia nyererei is the source of this 813-nucleotide messenger RNA. It is a transcript of the gene her11, whose product is annotated as hairy-related 11. Bases 1 to 795 code for a protein of 264 amino acids. Gene Ontology annotation, molecular function: protein dimerization activity. The record is from RefSeq and is a predicted model, not a curated record. The transcript is spliced from 4 exons. NCBI's taxonomy places the organism in Eukaryota, Metazoa, Chordata, Actinopteri, Cichliformes, Cichlidae.